Nezara viridula (southern green stink bug) is the source of this 4135-nucleotide messenger RNA. Lineage: Eukaryota; Metazoa; Arthropoda; Insecta; Hemiptera; Pentatomidae. The record is from the annotation of a GenBank genome assembly.
CCUCAGGUGAGUUGUGCCAACCGCUGAACUGCAAGAAGAAGGAGUUAUGUCUACUGGAGGACCCUUACACGGCAGUCUGCGUCUCGAAGAAGGAGCUGCACCGCAGCGGCGACACGGUGGUAAGGAAGGAAAACUUGUCCCCCGAUGAAGCUGCCCGCUACAACCAGCGCGACCAGGAUCCCUUCUAUGACUCGGACGACGAGGAUGAUGACGAAGAGCAGAACCAGGAUGUUGUGGCCACUCGUUGCAACCCAUGCCCCGUCGUCAAACCUACCUUCCUCUGCGGAACCGACAACAGAACUUACUCCUCUCUCUGCAGGUUGGAUUACCACAAUUGCAUCCACCGUACCAGCAUCAAAGUAGCCUGCAAGGGUUUCUGUCCAUGCAAAGAUGGUGACCUACAUGCGAGGAAGAAGCUGAAACAGGAAUCAGACAGGUUGACCAACCUCAUGAACAAAUACAAAGCUUCCGUGAUGGAUGACGCUAAGAACAAGGACAAGGACAUGAUCAGCAACAGCGUUGACAAAUACACUUACACUCCACAAGACUUCAGCUAUGACAAUAAGCACUACAAGUACAUCAAGUACAUUAAGCAUGAGAACAAGCCCACCAAGCCUGUUACUAACCCUCCCUAUUAUGAAGACAAAGAAAGAAUGCGUGGAGACAAUGAGGUAAUAGAAAGGAAACCUGGUGCUAGGACCAAAGCUGACUGCCCUCCACAGGCCCUUCAAGCGAUGGGAGACAGGCUUCUCGAUUGGUUCUCAGUCAUUAUGGCAGAUUCCAAGCGAAGGCAAACUCACCCAAGGAACAAAGGUGUUGCCCGUUUCCCAGCUAGUUGCAAGAAUGAAGUCCGUUGGAUGUUCCACCACCUCGACACUGAUACCGACACAAGGCUUUCACUCCAAGAACUAUAUGACCUUGAACAUGACCAGAAUGAGAGAUGUAUUAAGCCGUUCCUUGAUGCCUGUGAUACUGACAAGGAUAUUUUUGUCACACCCCACGAAUGGUGUAAAUGCUUUGAUAAAACUGACAGGCCAUGUGCAGCUGUAAAAAGGAGGAUCUCAACAAAUAUGCUAGGAGUUUAUGUACCUGAAUGUGACUCAGAUGGUUAUUAUUAUCAUACACAGUGCCAUGUUUCCGUCGAAACAUUGUUGGGAAAAACUAAUAAAGGGAAGCCUUCAGACAUCGUGAGCGAUGAUGAUGAUGACGACGACGACGAUGACUCCGACCAAGAAUUAGAGGGUAGUGCUGACCAACCCCUUGACUUUUAGAUCUAGUUUUCAAAAACCAGGCCUACCACGAAGCAAUGCUGUUUGUAUUGACGCGGGCCUAGGUUUUGACAGAUCUAGAUGGACUGAGAUUUGCUAUGACGCCUUGUGAUUCAGACAAUGCACACCUAACUAUUAUCCAACGUAAGAUAAGACACAGUGUUGUUUUGUUUUAUCCUCAACAGGCCGCAAGAUAAAAUCUUAUAAAUUAUCAUGAGCAGAUCUUUUUCCAUAUAAAAAAAAAAUAUAUAUAUACCAUCAAUUAAUCAUCGUUGUCUCGAAUCAAGAUGUGCACUCCCCAUUUGAGUAAAAAAAAAAAAAUUGUUCGCAGUCUUUAAGGCCAAUUUCCAUCAUGUGCAAUUUAGCCUGCAAGAUGCGCGAACUCUCAGAUAUACACAGCAUUUUGCUUUGUAGAUUUUAGAUGAUCUUAAUGUAACUACUUAUAGUGACACAUUUCAGUAUUUUCAAAAUAAUGUAAUGUUAUAGCCUGCAGCAGCGUAUGUGUUUUAAUGUUAGCUGUCGAUUAAUGCAUUGUCAAAACUGCUUUUUCGUUGUAAUCUUUGUACCUAAUAUUUUUUUACUUAAAAUUAAUUUUGUAACAUUAUAAAAUGCCCAGUAACCUUCCACGGAAUAGUAAACAAUUUUUGCACUAAGGGAUAUUUGUGAAUAUAAAUAUUAUAAUGAUAAAAUAAAGUUUAGUAAGUAUAUAGAGUAUGUAUCGAACUUAAUUUAAUUUUUUUUAUUUUUUUUUUAUUUGAGGUUCCGUCAAACUUCCGAAAAAUAAUGCCAUUCCAUGUAAAUUUAAAGUAACGUGGGCUUCGUGUAGCACGCAAACUUUAAAAGGUUUAUAAUUGUAAGAUAGAAUUUUAUUUUAUUUUUAAAAAAAAAAAAGAAAGAUGAAUUCUGAAAAAAUGAUCAAUAUUGGAAUUUUAAACUCUGAACCGUCCGCCUCAUACAAAUUAUCAGUAUCACAAAAUAUUUUGUUUUAAUUUUCUUUAACAAUUUUUUUUUUGUUUAUAUAUAUAAUCAUAAUUUAAUUGGGCAAAUAACUCAAUAUUUACUUAAUAAUUAAUAUAAUAUAAUGAUAAAAAAAUGUUUAAAAAUAAAACUGUUAAUAGCCUCUAUACCUAAGUAAAGGACCAAUGGUGGUGCUUUAGUUUCCUUUUUCAAUUCUUGGGGUAGUCAAAAUAUUUUCUGAAUGCUGCACAACGCUUUUCUUUAUUUAGUAAAAAUUAAAAAUUUAAUAACCUAGAUAUUGAUGUUAUUAUUUAUUAAAGAAAUUAGUUCUUAUGACUUAAAGGUGAUAUAAUGUUGUUUUGUAUUGUUUUAGUUUUAAAAAAAUAAAAAUAAAAUUUGAGUACUUAAGUUUUACCAGUGUUAAAUAUAUAAUUAAACAAAUUAAUUAAUAUGUUUAUAGAAUGUUGUAUCUGUGUUAAAUUAUAUUAGGUGUACGGUGUUUAUUAUUUUUAGGCAGUUAUCGUUAGUCAGAAAUUAAAUGUAAAUAUUUUACGUAACUGCUCAUGACCUCUCCUAUUCUUAAGGUUUUGUUAAUAUACUUUUGUAGUUGUCUAAAAUCACUGAUAAUCUUCUGUGGAUGUUUUGUAUUCGUAUUUAUGAUUUAUAUUAAUAUUAUCAGUUAAGGUUAUUAUGGAUAUUAUUUUACUUCAUUUGGUGCCACACACAUUUUAUUGUUAACAUAUGCUUUUAAUGUUUAGUAUGUGAUUUAACUAUUAACUGUUGUGUAUUUACUGAAGAGAAUAUGUAACUAUGUAAAAAAUAAACAAAAAUAAAAAACCCACCAUGUACUCAUUAAGAUGAGUAAUGCCAUCAGUGAGGUAAAUUUGUUAUCCAUUGCCAACAGACGUAGUCAUGAUCAGAGAUUACACUUUUAUGUAACGAAAAAUUGAAAAUUCUUUCAACAUUAAGUAUGCUAAAAAAAAUGUGUAUAAUAUAUAAAUUCAAAAUAAUUAAUUAUUUUCCAGAACUUCAAUAAAAAUGAGUUGUUAAUGUUAUGAAGAAAAAAAAAGUCUUAAAACAAUUUGUUGCAUGUAAAAAAAUAUUAAUUUUUUAAAACUAAACUAACAUGAGAACACUGUGUAAUAAAAAAAAAAUACAUAAACACGCAAUUUUUAAACAUAUAUUUAAAUGUGUCAAUAAAGUAUUAUAUAAAUUUAUAUUUAAAUAAAUUCUUUAAUCGUAGUGAACUAAAAUUUGAUUUGUUUUGUGUUCAUAAAACGAUCAAGUCGAUGUUGAGGUGUUAUUUUUUAAAAAAUAACCAAACAUUUACAUGGUGUUUCAAUCUCUGGUCAGAACGUAUUAAGUACAUAAAAGCUAUGUAUUUACAAAAGGCAAUAAAUAAUUUUAAAAAACCUUCUGAGUACUCUUUUGAAUAAACUAAUUGUUUCAACCAAAGUUGUAAUUAAUAAAGUGCAAACUUGUAAAUGGAAUGUGGAUUAUAAUUUUUGCUGUUAUUUUCUGUACAUUUAUGUAUUAACCUUUUUUUAACUUCUUUUUUUGUUUUAAUAUUAAUUAGAAUUGUUCUAGGUUUGAUUAUUAUUCAGUUUUUUUUAUUAUUAAUUGAAAUAUACUAGAUUUUCCUACAAAGAAUUCAGGAUUUAGGAUUUACAUAAUUGUUUUAUAUUAUACUCUCUUAACCAUUUCACUGUAUUUUAGAAGAAAUAAUCACUUUGUAACUAGUAACCCUCUUACCGAGGGUUCUAACGAUACUUCUAUCUAAAUACAAAAAAAAAAAUUAAUAACUGUUUAGUUCAUUUUAAAGUAUUGUACUUUUAUAUUUAUUAUUAACAAUCAGUUAAUAUCAGUGUAUUCAAAGUAACAAGUGAAAUAUAGUGAAGUUUGUCCUAAUA